This is a messenger RNA of Neohortaea acidophila, 1668 nucleotides long. RefSeq lists its product as uncharacterized. The record is from RefSeq and is a predicted model, not a curated record. The transcript is spliced from 3 exons. Gene Ontology annotation, molecular function: transcription cis-regulatory region binding; zinc ion binding; DNA-binding transcription factor activity, RNA polymerase II-specific. Gene Ontology annotation, cellular component: nucleus. The coding region runs from base 1 to 1668 and encodes 555 amino acids. Gene Ontology annotation, biological process: DNA-templated transcription; regulation of DNA-templated transcription. Lineage: Eukaryota; Fungi; Ascomycota; Dothideomycetes; Mycosphaerellales; Teratosphaeriaceae.
AUGUCGGCCGCCCUUCGAGGCCCCGAGGCAGAUAUCCGCCCCGAGGAUAUCGGUGACACAACCCGAGGCGAUCGAUCAAUCUUCCAGACCAACCUUCACACCCCCAUCUCACAGGACCUCGAACAAUCGAGCGUUGAAGCGACCGGCACGACCGCGACCACGUUAGAUGAGCUGGCGCAUAUCCACGACUUCUCUACAAGUGUGCCUCGCGCACCGUCCCCGACUCCACCAUCAACUGCAUCUGGUCCAGACAUCUUCCGCGGCCUGGUAUCAGAGGAGCGAUUGGAGGAAUUAUUGGACGAAUAUCGACCGAUGUCAUCUGCGUUCCCUUUCGUGCCCGUUAAACCGAGCGAGCAAGUAUGUACGCUGCGAUCUUCGAAACCGAUGCUUCUCCUUGCCAUCGCAGCCGCAGCAUCGUCCAAGGAUCGCGCGCUGCAAGCAGCACUUGACCAGCGGUAUCGAGAGGAACUCGCUUCUCACACCAUCAUCGCUCCACGCAAGUCGACCGGACUGGUGCAAAGCCUGCUCGUGUACCUGGCGUGGUAUCACCAUUUCUUCAGUCACAAAACUCAGAACAUCUUCCCUUUACUCCAACUCCUCAUUGGCCUCGUCAUUGAUGUUGGCUUACAUCAAGACAAAGGUCGGAAAGCUUUGGUCGAGACAUCCCUGGAACAGCAGAGAGAACGAGACCGUGCUCUCUUGGGCUGCUACUUCUUGAGUUCCACUAUCUCGGCAGCCCUUCGGAAGACGGCUCUGUUUAAGAAACCUGACAUCUUCGAAGCAUGUCUGUUGCGUCUCAGGGAAGGAGCAGAAUUCGAAAGCGACGCGACGAUUGAAACGCUGGUUAGCUGGAGGCAUCUGGACGACCAAGUGAAUGAGCUAUGUCAGAAACUUCGCAGCCAGACGUCCGUAUCUCCAGACGAGGAUCUAAGAAGUGUGGAUGCAAACAUGCACCACUAUCACCAAGAUCUAGCUGGUAACAUUGGCAAUGACGUGGUCCGAACCCCUGAACUCUUGUUUUACUUUGCCAAGAUGGAACUCUGUAACGCUGUCGUUCAGUAUGGCAACGACCUCGGCGAUUCAUCGAGGACCGCCGAAUACAACUCGAUCAAGACUAUAGAGUGUCUGGACGCGGGAAGAUCCUUUCUUGAGACUCUCCUGGAGCACUCGGUCCACGUCUAUCACCAAAUCCCGUUUGUGGUGUGGAUGCGGUUGCCGCUGAUCAUCAUCACUCUCACUGCUCUCACCCUCAGCCCCGACGCGGCCGCGCCCGAUCGCUCCAUCCGGCUGGAGCUGUACCUCGAGGCCCUGUGCAGCCGUAUGCAGACCCUGACGACGUGCUGCCCGCCUCACCAGCCGCUGCCAGACUUCUGGAAAGCGAUGUUUGUCAUCAUGGAUCAGGCGCGCACGUGGUAUGUGAGUCGGGCGAGAUCGCUGGCACCGACAAGCGAAACUUCUGUCCAGGCAAAACCGGCGCUGUUCUCCCCAGUCAGCCAUUAUACAGAGUUGCCUGGAAAUGUGCUCACCGGGCAUUCGGACAUGUUUCCGGGUGAGUCGGCUCAUGGUGAUGUCUCCUCGCACUUUGACGACUUCAUGACACUGGACUUGUGGGGCGGGUCGGAAGGCUAUGACCCGACAAUACUCAAUCUCGACGAUAUCAUCCAAUGA